AUGGCUGAAAACUCAGAUAUAUUCGAACGAUUACGGGACUAUCCUUUCAAUACGGACCAAGAAUUCGCAAAUGGACUUGCAAUUAUCCUAGGCCACCCCGCCACGCCCGCCACAGAAGAGGAGAUCAAUCGGGACGAUGACCUUGUUCUACAAGCUAAAUGUUUCUUUUUUUCACGCAAUGAAAAUCUUACCUCGCCCAUUGAAUUUGCCGCCUACAAGUCAUGGCUAGCUUCAUCCACGCCCUCCGAGUCCCAACAACCGACACAAGCAACCGAUGAAUCAGACACCUCUGGCAAUGAAAAGGCGGCGACUACAGAGCCUGCAUACCCCUCCUCGUUUGCGCACAUUGUUGAUCUCAUUACCACUGGACAACCUAUCCCGGGAAUUGAACAGAUCCCAGAUACAGUGUUGACGGGGCAUGAGAUCUCAAGCGAGAAGCCUCGGCGACGCAAACCGUGGGAAAAGGACGGGGCGGAGCAGAGCCAUAAUGAACCAGAAGUGCAAGCUUCUUAA
Molecule: messenger RNA, 513 nt
Organism: Penicillium angulare
Lineage: Eukaryota; Fungi; Ascomycota; Eurotiomycetes; Eurotiales; Aspergillaceae
Product: DUF5572 domain-containing protein
Exons: 2
Coding region: 1-513 (170 amino acids)
Source: RefSeq, a predicted model, not a curated record